AUGGCCGACCCCCGUGUUGAAGAGCUUCCCGAUGAGGAGGUCCCCAAGACCAAUGUUGAGGAUGCUGGCAGCGACUCUGAGUCCGAGGCCGGCGAGGAGCCCACCAUCCCCGGUGGCGCUGCUGUCACCAUUCACUCUCGCAACGAGAAGAAGGCCCGCAAGGCCAUUGCUAAGCUCGGCCUGAAGCACGUUCCUGGCAUCACCCGUGUCACUCUCCGCCGCCCCAAGAACAUCCUCUUCGUCAUCAACCAGCCCGACGUCUACCGCUCUCCCUCCAGCAACACCUGGAUCAUCUUUGGUGAGGCCAAGAUUGAGGACCUGAACGCCCAGGCUCAGGCCUCCGCUGCCCAGCAGCUGGCUGCCGCCGAGGCUGCCGGUGAGCACGCCGGUCACGACCACGAUCACGACCACGACCACGACCACGACCACGGUAAGGGCAAGGCCCCCGAGGCCGAGGCCAAGAAGGAGGAAGAGGAGGAGGACGAUGGCGAGGAGGUUGACGAGGCCGGCCUCGAGGCUAAGGACAUCGAGCUGGUCAUGGCUCAGGCGAGCGUGUCCCGCAAGAAGGCUGUCAAGGCCCUGCGGGAGAAUGACAAUGAUAUUGUCAACUCGAUCAUGGCCCUCAGCAUAUAA
Messenger RNA from Penicillium canariense, 633 nucleotides. RefSeq names its product nascent polypeptide-associated complex subunit alpha. Lineage: Eukaryota; Fungi; Ascomycota; Eurotiomycetes; Eurotiales; Aspergillaceae. Gene Ontology annotation, cellular component: nascent polypeptide-associated complex; cytoplasm. The record is from RefSeq and is a predicted model, not a curated record. The coding region runs from base 1 to 633 and encodes 210 amino acids. The transcript has 3 exons. Gene Ontology annotation, biological process: protein targeting to membrane.